This is a messenger RNA of Oncorhynchus nerka (sockeye salmon), 1463 nucleotides long. RefSeq names its product leukotriene B4 receptor 1-like. Gene Ontology annotation, cellular component: external side of plasma membrane; membrane. NCBI's taxonomy places the organism in Eukaryota, Metazoa, Chordata, Actinopteri, Salmoniformes, Salmonidae. The transcript has a single exon. The record is from RefSeq and is a predicted model, not a curated record. Gene Ontology annotation, biological process: positive regulation of cytosolic calcium ion concentration; cell chemotaxis; immune response. Gene Ontology annotation, molecular function: C-C chemokine binding; C-C chemokine receptor activity. The coding region runs from base 223 to 921 and encodes 232 amino acids.
CCAGCCUGAAUGACAAAAUGGAAAGUAUCUGUUAACCACACACCCACAGCUCAUUCGGAGGAAGCUGGCCAGAAGCAGUUAACCCCUAUCGCGUUUCAUAUCACCAUGACAAGAGAUCAAGAGAAGAGAAACUUGCGAGGAUUUCAAAAACGAGAGACAUAGAAUUAGAUGUCUAAAGUCUGUCUUCCAGAUAGCUAUUAGAUCAAUUAUCUUUCACCGACUAUGGACAACCUCAACUCCUCCAACACCUCCAGCUUGGACCCCACCUCCCCGGAUUCGGGCCGCCUGAUUUCGAGCAUCGUCCUGGGGUUGUGCUGUGCGUUGGGCCUCCCUGGUAACAUAGCUGUCCUGGUGUUCAUCCUGCGCGGCUCGUCCCGACGCCCCAACUUUACCCUGUGCCUCAUACUGAACCUGGCGUCCUCCGACAUCUUAUGCCUGGCCACUGUGCCCAUGUGGAUUUAUUCUCUCCUGCACGGCUGGACUCUGGGCAGUGCCACCUGCAAGCUAGCCACCUUCCUGCUCUACCUCAGCCUGUACGCGAACGUGCUAACGGUCACUCUACUCGGUGUCCAGCGCUAUCUCCAGGUGUUAUACCCGCAAAUGUGGAACCGGCUGGGGCGCAAGGGGAAGGCGGCGCUGGUCCUGGCCCUGUGGGGGCUCGCCUGCGCCCUGACUGCACCCGCCGUGACCACUCGCUAUGUGGGUGAUGGCGAGCUCAAGUGCCGGAGACACAGGGAAUCCGAUGCUGAAAGAGUAGCGGUCCUCAUCUUGGAGACCUUUCUGGGGUUUGUGGUCCCAUUCUUUGUGCUGGUCACGUCCUACUGCUGCCUCCACCGGCGGGUGAACCAGACGGCGCUGUUCAACAGCGCCAGGUUGAUGCGGCUGGUCACCAGUGUGCUGGUCGCCUUCUUUGUCCUCUAGGUCCCCGUGCACAUUGUCAACAUGGUGGACAUUGCCGGCAUGGUGCUGCGGGCUUCCCGGCCAGAGGCGUCGGCAGUGCUGCUGCGCCACAGGAGCGCGGCAGCACGUGUCGUCCGGAGCUUCACCUUUGUCAACAGCUGCCUGGACCCCUUCCUGUACGCCUUCGCCUCACGGAGGAACUGGAAGUAGCCCAAGCGGGAAGCAGGCCACAAAGAUCUGAUGUCUGAAGUCGUCCUCUGCAGGUGCGACAAAAGGGAUGUGACUGGCAUGCCAACCCAUAACUCUAACCCUACCCAUAACCAACCCCCCUAACCGUAACAAGUCCUUUCACCCCUGCUAUUUGUCCUCAACAAAACCCACAUUAUUUGGUUGCUGAAUCUGGGUCUGUAUAGCCUUUACUUUCUGUGUAUCCAUAGAUCGCCAAAGGGACUAAUCUAGGCUACCCUAUCUCCCUUCAAGCUUGACCACUGUUGGUGAAAUCCAAAAUUAUAUAGCUUCCGUGAGCUUUCUCAUGCAUGAAUAAAUUGGUAAUGUUUUCAUGA